AUGUUUCUCCAACACCAGCUCGCUUUUCUCUGCAGUGCCCUCCUGGGCUCCGUCUCUGCGGAGACCAUCCUCGGUGUCACCGUGUACUCUCGCCAUGGAGACCGAACCUCAAAGCACUACAAAGGUUACAUGCUGACCAACCUCGGCCUGCAACAAAAUUACCAAGUCGGCUCCGACUAUCGCGACCUCUACAUUGAAUCAGAAUCGCCGAAGCGAAUCCUCGGCAUCUCCUCGGACAAAUACGUCCCCGCGCAGAUCUUCGCCUCUGCGCCAGAUGAGCCUGUUCUUCUCAACACGGCGACGGCGUUUCUCCAGGGUCUGUAUCCCCCUCUCGAGAGUCUAGAUGAGGAGGUUGCGUCGCAGACGUUGAAUAACGGGUCGACGUACACGAAUCCGCUCGGCGGGUAUCAGUAUGUUGUUCUGCAUGGUGAGGAAAAGGAGAGUCCCGAUACGAUCUGGAUCAAGGGGGAUGACGAGUGCCCUGCGAUUUCUGUGCUCGCCGACGGUUUUGCCCAGAGUGAUGUGUACGCACAGCGCGUCGAGUCAACUCGUCCGUUCUAUCGGCAGUUUUGGCCAGUUCUGCAAGACGUGUAUGAUUACACCGAGGCGGAUCUGUCGUACGAGAACGCAUAUGAUAUCUUCGACUUGAUCAACACCGGGAUGAUCCACAACGCUUCCAUGCAAGACGCUGUUACCGAUGAUGAGCUCUUCCAGUUGCGCACGCUGGCUGAUAGCCACGAGUUCAAUUCCAGCUUUGACGCCUCACAGCCGGACAUGGCUAUCGGGGCUAGGACCCUGUCGCAGGCUAUCCUGUCCCAUCUGAACGAGACCGUGACCUCGCAGGGCAAGACCAAGUUGUCGCUCCUGGCAGGAAGCUACGAUACCAUGAUGGCUUUUGCGGGUCUGCUGAACCUGACGGCCGCGUCUGCGGAUUUCUUCGGUCUUCCGGAGUAUGCCUCGACCAUGGCAUUUGAGCUUCUGACCGAGGACGAUGUUACACAGUUCCCAGAAGCGAUUGAUGACAUCAAAGUACGCUUUUUGUUCAGGAACGGCUCGGACGGCGGUGCCCCGCUUACGGCGUUCCCGUUAUUCGGUGGUGAGCAGGAGACGCUCACCUGGUCUGAGUUUGUCGAGCACAUGCAGCAGAGGGCAAUCACUACGGUCGCGGAGUGGUGCGGGAUCUGUGGCAGUGAGCAGGGCUUUUGUGCAGCGGAGGUGGCUAGCGAGACUGGGGCGUCUGGUGAGGAGAAGAAGGCAGGCGAUAUGUCGAACGCCGUGGCCGGAGCGAUUGGGGCAGUUGCUACGCUGGGUGUCGUUGGUAUCGUUGCGGGUGUCGCUUUUAUGCUCUUCAGGAAGCGACGCGCUGCAGGUGCAGGCCUGCCGGAGAAUGCAGUGGAGAAGGGAACGGGCAGCAUCAGCAGCUGA
Aspergillus calidoustus is the source of this 1425-nucleotide messenger RNA. Lineage: Eukaryota; Fungi; Ascomycota; Eurotiomycetes; Eurotiales; Aspergillaceae. The record is from the annotation of a GenBank genome assembly.